Messenger RNA from Mycosarcoma maydis (corn smut), 3039 nucleotides. RefSeq lists its product as uncharacterized. Gene Ontology annotation, cellular component: cytoplasm. The record is from RefSeq and is a predicted model, not a curated record. The transcript has a single exon. Gene Ontology annotation, molecular function: prephenate dehydratase activity. Lineage: Eukaryota; Fungi; Basidiomycota; Ustilaginomycetes; Ustilaginales. Gene Ontology annotation, biological process: L-phenylalanine biosynthetic process. Bases 1 to 3039 code for a protein of 1012 amino acids.
AUGGCUUCCUUCUUCCAAAAGGCCAGAGAAAGAGCCGAAGCCGCUGCUCAGCAGCUGCAGGCGCACCAUGCCGCUUCCUCGGCUACCAAGAUCAACGACACCUCAGCAUCAGCUAACGUCACCGCCUCCGGUGCCGGCUCAGCGUCCAGCUUCACCUAUACAGGCUCCGUGCCUCACCUCUUCCGACAGGGCCUCGCUUCGGUCGACCCUCGCUACGAGUCGACGCGCCAGUUUCAUCUGCUCAGCCAGGCUUUCAAAAGCUUCAACAUCGACCACGAAGCCGCCGGUCGCGAAGCUAGGGGUCUUGCCAAAGCCACUUUCGUCUGGGGCCAGCACCACCUUCCCGAGAAGCGCGACGACAGUGUAGGAGACGAGAUGCUCGCCGAUGUUACCGACCGCCUGGCCUACGUCUGGCACGAACUCGGUCAGCUCGAAACCGCGCACAGCCAACGGUCUGAACAGGCCCGCGGCCGUCUCAAGAGUUUUGAGAAGGCCGAGAUGGAACUCGGACAGAGAAGAGCCCAUCGCAGCAAGCUCAGAAAGGAACUCCACGCUCUCGUUCCCGAGCGCGCCAUUGCAGCUGGCAGCUCUCGUGUUCAAGAUCUCGAGACACGUCUUGAGCAACUCAUCAACGACGACCAGGCCGACGAAGAGUACCUGAGCCGCACCAAGCGCCAGAGCGUCAAGGAGGGGUAUGCUGCCAUGUUUGACAGUCUGAUCGAACUCGGCGAGAAGAUGGCCCUCGUCGCACGCUACGGCAAGCUACUCACCACCUUGAUGCCCAUCGAAAAGUCGCCGUUCCCUGGUACGGUCAAGCAACGCGGAGACAAUAUACCUUUGUGGGAGGGCGCAUCUAAAACCGCUGAUGUACGUGCAGCUCUCGCAUCUGCUCUGUCGUCCUUCCGACCCGACCUCUCCUUGCCCAUCCUGCCAGCGGACUCGGCUCUCGCGGCCACCAGCAGCCUGGGUCGCACAGACACAGUGUCAUAUGCAGUUUCUCACCAGUCAGAGCUCCAAGCAGAUUAUACCGCACCAGUAGUUUCACCCGCGGCAGCUCCACUCGCCCAGCUUUCUUCACCUCGUAGUCCUGGUCUUUCUCCCGAUCGAAGCGACAUGGUCCAGCUGGCCAACCCGACCUCACAGCAUAGCGGUAGUGGAUCAGCUCAGAAGCUCAAUCUCAGUCCGUCAGCUCUGCCUGUUCCGUUGCUUCCGCCUCGUCCGCAGAGAAGCCCCUCCGCAACCACAGUAGACACAUUGCGCUCACCCGCUGCCGAUCCAUUCGCUGACUCGGCUGCAGCCGCUGCCCCUAGUUCCAGCAUUUCCGCAGCGCAAACCGAGGAAGCUCUCCCGCCCCCUGGCCCACCUGGUCCAACUGUUGCCGAGACAGGUGUGGUGCCCUCGGGACCCGGCGGACCCAAGUCAGGUACACUCCAACCACGUCGGUCCUCAGCGAGCCAGCGAUCAGUGUCUAUUUCGGCUGGUGCUGUCGCCUAUCUAGGCCCGACUGGCACCUACAGCCACCAAGCGGCUCUCAAGGUUUUCGGCGCGACGGGCACCAACCUCAUCCCUAUGCAAAGUAUCACCGGUGCCAUCGACUUUGUUCGCCGCGGCACACCUGGUAACGCAAAGAUCGCUAUCGUUCCAAUCGAGAACAGCACAUUUGGGCCGGUUCGUGACACGCUUGACAACCUGCUCGGCAUCAGCAACGGCGACCGUCAUGCGUUCAAGCCUGCAGAUGGAGCUCAACUGCAUGUGGUAGGUGAAGCGUGCCUCUCUGUCGAUCAUGCCCUUUUGUGUGGACCCAAGACCUACCACCAUCUCCUUCAGCUACAAGGCGACACCGAUCCGAACGCGCCCAUUCGCGACGACACACUGUCCAACAUCACCAACGUCAUCUCACACGAGCAAGCGCUGGGACAGUGCUCGCACUACCUUACUCGUUACAUGCCGCAGGCCAAGAAGCGGGCAGUCGAGUCCACCGCUGCAGCUGCCAUCACGGCUUUGGAGUUCGAGGCGGGCACUGCACCCGGAAGAACAUCCACGUCCAUCGACCACGCACACGAAUCGCUGGGUUUCUCAUCAAACUCUUUGGUUGCUGCUGUAGGAGCUGAAGUAGCCGUCACCGCUGUCGGCGUCCGCGUGCUCCGCUCUCGUAUUCAGGACGUUAAGGACAAUCGCACACGCUUCUUGAUAUUGGCAAGCGAGCCACUCGAAGCGCUGCUGAGCAUCAACGCCCUGCCGUUGACCAUCUCGCGUCUAUACAGCGCGUCAAGCGCAGCCAGAAAGACAGGCCGAUCGCUGCUGAGUGUCAGUGAUACACUUGUCUCAGAUCUGGCCGCAGAGGCUGACAACUAUAGCAGCAGCGAUAGCAGUGUACUUGACAGACUUGUGGCGCAGCUUGCCAAGUUGAACGAUGUCUCUGUCCGCAAGCUAGAUCGUCGAACAGCUUCAACGUCAGAAGCAUUUGCCGCAAGUGGUAGCAGCGUGUGGCGUAGCAGCUAUCUAGUGGAGCUGCAGUACGCUGGUGCUUCUGCCGCCGUUGCUGAAGACAAGAUUCGCCGAUUGGUUGCUGAGCUUUCGAUCGGGAGCUCCGCGACGAGAUUACUCGGAGACACUGCUCCUGUCAAGCAUCUCGGUAGCUGGCUCGUUGAUGCAACAAUGCUGCGCGGCGAGUCCACAGACAAUGCUGGCGGCCAAGCAGCACAGUCAGUGUUGACUGCAGGCCCGUCUGGCUCGCAUCUCUCCCAAAGCACGUUACCUGGGUCUUUGCAACUGACCGAGAGGGAGCGAAAGGAGACGGAAGCUCGUCAGGAAGCGGCAGAAGUGCAACGACAUGCAGCCCAGGCGCGGCUAAGCCGUCAGCAGCAACAAGCGGAUCUGUACCGAGUUGAGGCGCAGCCGUCUGGCUCUUCGACCAGUGGUUCUCGCCUGACGUUGCCGCUAGCUGGACUGCAGGAGAGUGAAGCUGAGCCACGUUUGGACGAGGAAGAAGGACUGCCCGCGUAUCAGCCACUCGACCCUGGAUCGCGAAGCCGAUGA